UCAAACUCAACACCCAAAGAACAAAUAAACCAAAAGGCCAUGAUCAAAAAUGCCAGUUUGUCAGAGGAAAUGCAACAGGACUCUGUGGAGUGUGCUACUCAGACACUGGAGAAAUAUAACAUAGAGAAAAACCUUGCCGCCCAUAUUAAGAAAGAGUUCAACAGGGAGUACAACCUCGCCUGGUACUGCAUUGUGGGGAGGAACUUUGGUGUUAAUGUGAUGCAUGAAACCAAACAGUUCAUCUACUUCUACCUGGGCCAAGUGACCAUUCUUCGAUUCAAAUCUGGUUAA
Molecule: messenger RNA, 291 nt
Organism: Neomonachus schauinslandi (Hawaiian monk seal)
Lineage: Eukaryota; Metazoa; Chordata; Mammalia; Carnivora; Phocidae
Product: dynein light chain 1, cytoplasmic-like
Exons: 2
Biological process (GO): microtubule-based process; cilium assembly
Cellular component (GO): cytoplasmic dynein complex
Molecular function (GO): dynein intermediate chain binding; dynein light intermediate chain binding
Source: RefSeq, a predicted model, not a curated record